Anopheles marshallii is the source of this 1698-nucleotide messenger RNA. RefSeq names its product alkaline phosphatase-like. The record is from RefSeq and is a predicted model, not a curated record. The transcript has 3 exons. Lineage: Eukaryota; Metazoa; Arthropoda; Insecta; Diptera; Culicidae. Gene Ontology annotation, molecular function: alkaline phosphatase activity. The coding region runs from base 1 to 1698 and encodes 565 amino acids. Gene Ontology annotation, biological process: dephosphorylation.
AUGAUGACCCUUGCAAGGUACUUCGUUUGUUUGGCUGUGGUGACACUCGCAGCUGGUGAGCUUUUCAGUGUUCCCGACAGUGGUCGUGAACCCGACGGCCACUCGACACGUGGUAAACAUGGAUCGUUCAAAUCGAGCUCCUCAGCCGCCAGCCGAUCACAACCGGCCCAGGUGCAAGGUUUUGAGGAGCGUGAACUUGAAACAGACUUCUGGCUGCAACAGGCUCAACAAACACUCGCCCAAAAGCUAGCGACCCCGGACAACACGAAUCAUGCGAAAAAUGUCAUCUUCUUCAUUGGGGACGGUAUGUCGGCGCAAACGGUUGCAGCAACCCGUAUGUAUCUUGGCAACGAGGCCAACAGUUUGUCGUUCGAGCACUUCAAGGACAUUGGUACGGUGCGAACGUACUGCGUGGACCGUCAGGUGUCCGACUCGUCCUGUACCGCCACGGCCUAUCUGUCCGGGGUGAAGAUCAACUACGGUAUGGUGAACGUUGCUGCCUCGGUGAAACGGUACACUUGCCAGUACGAUCGGAAUGCAUCCGAUUUUGAGGGUCUGCUCAAGUGGGCGCAGGAUGCGGGAAAGAGCACGGGUAUCAUUACAACGACGAAGAUCACACACGCCACACCGGCCGGGGCGUAUGCGAGCACAACCAACCGGUACUGGGAGAACGACGUGGAAGUGGCAGAUGCCGACUGUGAUCCGCAGCUGGUGGAUGACAUCGCCGAACAGUUGGUGGACAAGGAAAUGGCGAAACGGUUCAAUGUGGUGCUCGGUGGCGGUCGUGGUAAUCUGCUUCCGGUAGAAACGAUGGAUGAAGAGGGAAAGCCAGGGUAUCGGAAAGAUGGUAAGAAUCUGAUCGAACAGUGGAAACAAACGCACGAAACUAUGGGACGAUCGCGGUACGUUUGGAACCGGGAGCAGCUCCUGUCGGUGGACACCGCCAACACGGACUAUCUGCUCGGACUGUUCGAAAGCGGACACAUGAAGUACAAUCUGGAGCUGAAGGCUAGUAGUGAGGCGAGCCGAACGGAACCAACGCUAGAGGAGAUGACUCGGACUGCGAUCGAGCUGCUGCAGCGGAACAAGAAAGGAUACGUGCUGUUUGUGGAGGGUGGACUGAUCGAUGUGGCUCACCACGAAACGUGGGCUCGAUUGGCGCUGGACGAAACGGCUGAGAUGGCCAGGGCUAUCGAUACAGCGCGCCAAAUGACCAGCGAGCAGGAUACGCUGAUCGUUGUAAGUUCCGAUCAUGCACACACGAUGACGUACAACGGAUAUCCCAAACGCGGCAACGACAUCCUCGGGCUGGGUGACGUAAGCGAUGAAGACUUUUUGCCCUACACCACGCUCAGCUAUGCGAACGGGUUGUCGUACUACACAACCUACACCGAGAACAAUUUGGGCAUCCGGGAGGACGUUUCCAAGUACGACUACACCCGGAUGGAUCAACGUUACAUGGCGACGGUACCGUUGGAUGCGGAAACGCACGGUGGCGAUGACGUUGCUGUCUGGGUGUCUGGCCCAAUGUCACACCUGUUCCGCGGCGUGUACGAACAGAACACGAUCCCGUAUCUGAUCUCGUACGUCGCCCAAAUUGGUGAUUACUACGACGAUUCCAACUCCGGUACGAGCGAACUCGUUCUGCAACUGUCGGUCCUGCUCGGUUGUUUCAUCGCCGUGCUAAUGAGACGAUAA